This is a messenger RNA of Lathyrus oleraceus (garden pea), 1437 nucleotides long. RefSeq lists its product as uncharacterized. Bases 1 to 1437 code for a protein of 478 amino acids. The record is from RefSeq and is a predicted model, not a curated record. NCBI's taxonomy places the organism in Eukaryota, Viridiplantae, Streptophyta, Magnoliopsida, Fabales, Fabaceae. The transcript is spliced from 3 exons.
AUGGAAUAUGUGGAAAACUUUAAUCUGAUCAGUGAGAUGGUGGGUGAUGCUUUAGGUGUGAACGUGACCUAUGAUGAACCUGAAGAUUUUGAUGGGGAAGGGUUGCCGAAUGAGAAAGCACAAAGAUUUUAUCAGUUGUUGAAUGAGAUGCAUAUGUCGUUGUUUGAGGGGUCCUCAGACACAAAGUUAUCAAUGUGUGUGAGACUAUUGGCCUCCAAGUCAAAUUGGAAUGUUCCUGGUGAGGAUCCGCAUAAGCAUCUUAAGGAAUUUCAGGUUGUUUGCUCUACACCAUUAAGACCUGAAGGAAUCACCGAAGAUCACAUCAAGCUGAGAGCCUUCCCGUCUUCACUACAGGGUGCUGCCAAGGAUUGGUUAUAUUAUCUUGAGUCGAAUUCUGUCACGACUUGGAAUGAUUUGAAGAGAGUUUUCCUAGAGAGUUACUUUCCUGCCUCCAGGGCUGCAUCGAUCCGAAAAGAUAUAUGUGGUAUUAGACAGGGAAAUGAGUCAUUGGCUGAGUAUCGGGAGAGAUUCAAACAAUUAGUAUCCAGCUACCCUCAACAUCAAAUUACCGAACAACUGCUUAUUCAGUAUUUCUAUGAGGGAUUGUUGCCAAUGGAUAGAAACAUUCUUGAUGUUGUUGCUGGUGGAGCACUUGUCGAUAAAACUCCAGUUGCUGCUAAAGCCCUAAUUGAGAACAUGUCACUCAACUCCCAACAAUUCACAACCAGAAAUAAUUAUACGGUCCAAACAAAAGGUGUGAAUGACAUUCAGGUUUCCUCUUCCAACAAGGCUUUAGAAACCAGAAUUGAAGAGCUUACUUCUUUAGUGAAACAAAUGAUAGUGAGUAAACCUCAAACAACAAAGUUGUGUGAUAUUUAUACUUAUACUGAACAUCCAACUGACGUAUGUCAUAUUCUUCAAGAUGAUUCGGUCACUCAGUUUCCUCAAGCAUAUGCAGCUAACUUUUUCAACCAAAGCAACAAUCAGAGAGGGUACAACAUUCCUGACUUGUCUACCAACAAAUAUCAUCCCAAUUGGAGGAACCAUCUAAACCUUCGAUAUGGAAACCAUCAGCCCACCCAACAACAAUUAGUCAUACCCCUGCCACAACCACAAACCACUCCCCAAGUCUCCACCUCUGCACCUUCCGGACCUUCAUUGGAGGAUCUUGUCAAACAAAUGGCUGUUAACAAUCUCCAAUUUCAGCAACAAAUAGAUUCCAGUAUUCAGACUUUGCAGACACAGAUUGGACAGCUUACCACUUCGAUGAAUGCCAUACAGCAAGCCCAAGGAUCAAACCAAAUUCCUGCCCAAACAGUUGUGAAUCCAAAAGGCCUUAAUGCUAAUGUGAGUGCAAUUUCCUUGAGAUCCGAGAAGAUUUCUACAUUCUGGACAUGUAUGGAGAAACAAAUUCAAGCAGACCGCCUAUCAUUUUAG